Coregonus clupeaformis (lake whitefish) is the source of this 1833-nucleotide messenger RNA. RefSeq names its product iodotyrosine deiodinase (gene iyd). The record is from RefSeq and is a predicted model, not a curated record. Lineage: Eukaryota; Metazoa; Chordata; Actinopteri; Salmoniformes; Salmonidae. Gene Ontology annotation, molecular function: oxidoreductase activity. The transcript has 5 exons. The coding region runs from base 107 to 982 and encodes 291 amino acids.
GUGCCAUUUUGGGACGAAAGAGAUCCAUUGAGCAGCGGAACGCCUGCCUGGCUGGCAGACUAUCUGUUUCUAUCAGUUGUUGUUCAGAAUAUUGCCGUCAGUCAGCAUGGCCCUUCUCUCCACUCUCACACCGGUGUUUGUGGCUGUUUUAUGCGUGAUCCUAGCUGUUCUUUUCAAAAGUUUUCAGAAGAAAGAGAUGAAGGAAGUGAAGCCCGCGGCUGAGGUCCGACCGUGGGUGGAUGAGGAUCUGCAGGACGACACAGAGAUCAGAACCAAAGAAGAAGAUGAUGGUGAUUGGGUGGAGAGUGGUGGGGAGGAGGAGCUGGCCCACGUGCCCUACCUGGCUUCUCGGUACCCCGUAGAGGUCAUGGUUCAGAGGUCACAGGACUUCUACAGCCUGAUGAACCAGAGGAGGUCCGUCCGCUUCAUCAGCCCCGAGCCCGUUCCACGACAGGUCAUCGACAACGUCAUCCGCACCGCAGGCACAGCCCCUAGUGGAGCCCACACAGAGCCCUGGACGUUUGUGGUGGUGUCAGACCCAGAGGUGAAGCACCAGAUCAGGCUAGUGGUGGAGGAGGAGGAGGAGGUCAACUACCGUCAGAGGAUGGGGGACAAGUGGGUCAGUGACCUGCAGAGGCUCAGGACUAACUGGGUGAAGCAGUAUCUUGACGAGGCUCCCUACCUGGUGUUGGUCUUUAAACAGACGUACGGCGUUGUAGAUGGAGGACAGAAGAAGACUCAUUACUACAAUGAGAUCAGUGUGUCCAUCUCCUGUGGCCUGCUAUUGGCCGCGUUGCAGAAUGCAGGUCUGGUGACGGUGACGACGACACCCCUCAACUGCGGCCCCCAGCUCAGGCUGCUCCUCCGUCGGCCGGCCAAUGAGAAGCUGCUGAUGCUACUUCCUGUUGGUUACCCCGCCCCCGACGCCACCGUGCCCGACCUCACCCGCAAGCCGCUCAACGACAUCAUGGUGCACCUGUGACAUCAUCAUUAAGGGCCCGACCGAGUGACAUCAUAGAUGUAGGGGUGCCUUCUCUCCUCGGCUCCUCCCAGUCAUCUGAUUUGUAAAGUAGCAACAGUCAUCAAAGAAACAUGGGGUGUGUUUGCAUAUAUUAAUAAAUUAACAUACAGGGGUGGAACAGGGCUGCACCCACCAAACACGUGCUCUGUCUACCCUACCUGAACUCACCUGUGCUGGCUAGACUGCCUCAGUAAUUACUGUUGACACUUUCUAAUUCAACAUGUAUGUCAACAGCAGAGUUCACUUGAACAUUUGCUACGUUGCGGAACGGUUUGUACUGAAUGACACAUUUCUCCAAAACGUUCUUGUAUGUUCUUGAACAGACUUUGAGGUAUGUUUGCUCCUGUUUGGUGGGUGUGGUGAGGUGUGGCUUGAAGCAAUGAGUGACGUAUUUAAAGAGCAGUGGCCAUGCUGACAGCAGUUCCCCAAACCACAACAAAACCCCUCCCCGUUUUUUUCAACUGGUCGUUUGGUCGUUCAGUACAGCACCUUUUUUUAGUUCAAUUGAACGUUCCAGAACAUAAAAAUGUACUGAACACAGCCCUGGACACCCUCAGAUUAAAAAUGAACCGGCUUGGCUCUAGAUUACACCUCUAGAUUACACCUCUAGAUUACACCUCUAGAUUACACCUCUAGAUUACACCUCUAGAUUACACCUCUAGACUUUACAACAUUUAGAUGAGACAUAUCACUAUAAUCUCAGUGGUCAUUUUCAGAAGAUCCUUUUAUUUCAGCACAUGUAAUUUGUAAACAUUUCAACUGUAUUAAAUGAUUACUUUUUUUAAUUCCACAAAAAAAAUUGAAUAACGGUA